AAAUCUGCUUUACUUGAAUUUAUCAAAUUUAUUCAUAGUCUAAUAGAAAAGAAUUUCAACUCUCGUUUCACGAGAAUUAGGAAGUUAUUUCCAGAGUUUGAUGUUGGUGAGUUCCUGUAUCCUGUGCCACUUUUUAGCAUUUUCUACAGUGCGCACGGCUUCUUAUCCUUCACCAUCCCAUUCCUCUUCUCUUUCCCUGCCACUGAACCCAAACAAACAAGCGCUGUCGUUGGAUCUCACACAACCCGAUUCUCGUGCUUUUAUGGAUUUGCGUCGCCAAGAGAGUUUGUGAUUUUCAUCUUGCGAAGCGCCUUGCGGAUCUGUGAUCGGAAUACAGGAUCGUUUCAAUGGCUGGGAGUAACGAGCUUAACCCCAACGAUUCUAAGAUGGUGGUUCCGCUGAAUAUGUGGGUUCUGAUCUCAAAUUUCAAGUUGGCAUACAAUCUUCUCCGUCGCCCUGAUGGUACUUUCAACCGGGACUUAGCAGAGUUCCUUGAUCGGAAAGUUCCAGCCAAUGCGAACCCUGUGGACGGAGUGUUCUCAUUUGAUGUCAUUGUUGACCGUGAAACCAAUCUUCUGACUCGAAUCUAUCGUCUUGCUGAGGGAGAAGAACGUUCCGUGAACAUUCUUGACCUUGAGAAGCCCGUGAACUCUGAGGUUGUUCCUGUCAUCAUAUUCUUCCAUGGUGGAAGUUUUGCGCAUUCUUCAGCCAAUAGUGCUAUAUAUGACACACUGUGUCGUCGCCUGGUGGGUAUCUGUAAGGCUGUUGUGGUGUCUGUGAACUAUAGGCGUGCACCUGAGAAUAGGUAUCCCUGUGCAUAUGAUGAUGGGUGGACAGCUCUUAAGUGGGUUAGUUCUACAUCUUGGCUUCAGAGUAGGAAGGAUAAGAAAGUUCAUAUCUACAUGGCUGGGGAUAGCUCGGGUGGGAACAUUGUGCACCAUGUUGCCCUCAAAGCCAUGGAGUCGGGAAUUGAAGUGUUUGGGAAUAUACUGCUCAACCCAUUGUUUGGCGGGCAAGAAAGAACAGAGUCCGAGAAGCGUUUAGAUGGGAGGUAUUUUGUUGGAGUUAAGGAUCGAGACUGGUAUUGGAGGGCUUUUCUUCCUGAAGGGGAAGAUAGAGACCACCAUGCAUGCAACCCGUUUGGCCCCAAGGGCAAAAGCCUUGAAGGGAUAACCUUUCCCAAGAGCCUUGUGGUGGUUGCUGGUUUAGACCUUGUUCAGGACUGGCAGUUGGGUUAUGCAAAAGGGCUUGAGAAGGCUGGCCAAGAAGUGAAAUUGCUAUUCCUGGAGCAAGCAACCGUUGGGUUUUAUUUGCUGCCAAACAAUGAGCACUUCUCUCCUGUUAUGGAUGAGAUAAAAUAUUUUGUCGGCUCUGACUGUUGAUAGGCUUAACUUUUGCUAUAAUACACAACAAGUGGGCGUUAGAAGAUUGUGUAGGAAAUAGGUAUGUUACUACUUAACCUUUUUUUUUUGUUUGCUUUUUGGGUUCUUUACUGUAGGACUUUGCUCCCGCUAUUAGGUACUUACAUGCUACUAAAUGUGUCGUGAGAUUUGGUGUAAUCAGCAUAUAGCUGUGUGAUGUUUUUCCUGAGCACAUAAUGAGGAAAUUGGGUGCUGCGGAUAGGUGAAAGCUUUUUAGGACAAAGGGAGCUCAGGUCAUGUUUAUGGGAACCACCAAAGUUGUGAUUACCCACUCUGACUUCUAGCCAAAAAGGAGAGGAAGGCCUUAUUCUAUUUCUGGGCGUGACCUUGAUGCCAAUCAGGUGGGGCUUGUCGUUGUCUGGCUAGUGUUAUAUAUAUAUAUAUAUAAAAAACUAAUUUUGGAACUAGGAUAGGAAAAUAUCAAUGAUAUGUUGGUGCUGUUAGGUUAUAUACGUCUGUGCUAUCUUCAUAUGAGUGUUUUAAGACUGUUCACUCUUUCUCUAUAUAGCUAAUUUUACAUUCCCAUGUCUUGGGUUGGGUUUGUCCUUGUUUGACGAUGGAGACUCCUUGCAAAUGUAAUGGAUGUCUUUUCCGCAGCAAUGCUUAGGGUUUGUAUUAUGUUUGCUUCUGUAUAUAUAGAUAUUUUGCAGCUUUUUCUUAUGCAUUAUUAUGGGUUAAAUUUCUGCUUCAA
Molecule: messenger RNA, 2112 nt
Organism: Glycine soja
Lineage: Eukaryota; Viridiplantae; Streptophyta; Magnoliopsida; Fabales; Fabaceae
Product: gibberellin receptor GID1C-like
Exons: 2
Coding region: 348-1382 (344 amino acids)
Biological process (GO): raffinose family oligosaccharide biosynthetic process; positive regulation of gibberellic acid mediated signaling pathway; floral organ morphogenesis
Cellular component (GO): cytoplasm; nucleus
Molecular function (GO): hydrolase activity; gibberellin binding
Source: RefSeq, a predicted model, not a curated record